ACGAGCUCCAUCCCAAAGAACCAUUGCUGCGAACGAAUGGCUGCAAGCACUGCUGAGUUACCAAGCCUUGGAAAGUUGAAGUGGCCUUUCAAGACCCCUGCUUACGGCAUCAUUAACAACCACGCGGAAUAGUUUCCAGCCUUGCUACGAGCUAUGGAGCUAUGGAGCUAUGACAGACGAUCAAGUACCACACACGCCACAGUACGAGCUACUACGCAGGAUUCUUGGUGCUUGUCAUAUACCGGCAUCAGCGGUACCACACCAGUGCCGUACCCACAUCAUCACUUUUUGCACCACCGUCUACCGUCUUUGAGAGCUCCACGAUCCGUGCUACUCCUAUCAAUGCCAUAAUUUCAAAUACCAGUACUGUGUCCCCUCCACUGCAGCGUUGCCGGGUAAAUAAAAACGGACCAGAAAAACCCGCGUUUAGAUCGUUCUCGAAAAACCAUGCGACUCCGAGCGACCUUACAACAACCACUUCGCUAUUUAACCACACCCACCUCCCUCCAGUCUUUUCUACAUACAUCCUCUCGCCCUACACUCACCCAGUUCGCUACACCACUUCAUUCCUGUUCGCGCACUCAUACUCGCUCCUUCUCCAACACCACCGCCAACAUGACUUCCUCAUCCACCUUCUUCGAGGCCGUCAAAGCCCGCCGCACAAUCUACCAACUCUCCUCGGAAUCACCGGUCCCGGACUCCAAGAUCAAAGAGAUCGUCAAGGAAGCCGUGCUCCACGUCCCCAGCAGCUUCAACUCCCAAUCCACCCGCGUCGUCGUCCUGCUCGGCGACGAGCACAAGAAACUCUGGGGUGACAUCGUCAAGCCCGCGGUCAAGGCCGUCGCGCCCCAAGAAGCCUGGCCCGCGUCCGAGCAGAGACUCAGCGGAUUCCAGGCCGCCUACGGCACCGUCCUGUUCUACGAGGAGCCCAAGGUCGUCGCCGGCUUGCAGCAGAAGUUCCCCUUGUACGCCGACAAGUUCCCGCAAUGGAGUGAGCACACCAAUGCCAUGCAUCAGUAUACCAUUUGGACCGCCCUUGAACAAGAAGGUUUCGGCGCCAACUUGCAGCACUACAACCCUCUGAUCGACGAGAAAAUCGCGGCCACCUGGAACGUGCCUCUCACCUGGAGCUUGAAGGCCCAACUGGUCUUUGGCAAGCCGGCUGGCAAGCCAAUGGAGAAGACCUUCCAGCCUCUUGAGGAACGUCUUUUCAUCCACGGUGCGAAGGAGUAGAAUUCCUUCUUUUCGAUUUAUGUCACACGCUCGGAACGCUCAAGCUUUUCUACCAGCUCCGGCGCGCGGUGAAGUUGUAAAUCUUGGAAAUUAGCGACAAUAAAUCUAGAUAGUAAAUGCAUGCCAAUGAUCGAAGACCUUGCGACGACAUUCACCCUUUCCUGCUUUCGAUCGAGGCGCUCGUACCUGAGCAUGAGGACUCGUCAGCCGUGAU
Molecule: messenger RNA, 1447 nt
Organism: Exophiala xenobiotica
Lineage: Eukaryota; Fungi; Ascomycota; Eurotiomycetes; Chaetothyriales; Herpotrichiellaceae
Exons: 2
Coding region: 448-1233 (261 amino acids)
Biological process (GO): cellular response to oxidative stress
Source: RefSeq, a predicted model, not a curated record